CACGCCUUUGAGCUGCCCGACUGCCGGGUCGGCCUCGGCUGGAACGCGGGCGAGCCUCCGCCGCAGCUGCCGCCGCUCACGGAUUGGUUUGCGUGCCGCGAUCACUUGUUCGAGCCUGCGUGCGUGGGCGUGCGAGGCGACGUGCUGCUCGUCGCCUUUUCGGCGCAGGGGCCAGGCGUGCAGCAGUGGCAAGCGCCUGCGGCGGCGCUCCGCUCCUCCGGGCUGCAGCUCGACGUCCUCUUUGUGGCGGACCCGUCCAACUCCUUCUAUCUGCAGGACCCGUCGGGGGACUGGGACGGCAUGGCUUACUUUGAGGCGCUCGUCCGCCGCCACGCCGCGCGGUACGAUGGGUGCGUCCUCAUAGUGGGAAGCUCGAUGGGCGCGACGGCCGCGCUGCAGCACGCACGGCUCGCGUCGCGCACCCUCUCCUUCGCGCCGCGGGUGGACCUCGCGCUCUCCCAUGGCGCGUUCGUGCCGCACGCCGCGCGUGCGGCUAGUCUCGCGGCCAUCGCCAACGGGCUCGCCGAGCUCCCCGCCAGCGUCGUGGCGGUCCACGUGGGCGCACACAACCACGUCGACGCGCUGCAGGUCGCUGCCGUCCCGUCCUCGCAGGCGGUCCACGUGGUGGAGCACGACACAUUUCACCACAACGUGCCGGCGCACUUGGAGUCGCUUGGAGAGCUGGUGCCCCUGCUUAGGGACGAGGCGUUUGGCGUCCUGCGAGCGCACCUCUCCUGGAAGCGAGAGCUCUAGCUGGUACAUCUGUGCUCUGAACGGUGAAUGGGUCUGAAUACUGAAAGCUCGUACGUCUAGGUGAGCAGAUACAGCUCCAGAAUCGGCUCGAAUACGCUAAUAGUACAUAAAUCUC
This is a messenger RNA of Emiliania huxleyi CCMP1516, 868 nucleotides long. RefSeq lists its product as hypothetical. Lineage: Eukaryota; Haptophyta; Isochrysidales; Noelaerhabdaceae. Bases 301 to 753 code for a protein of 150 amino acids. The transcript has a single exon. The record is from RefSeq and is a predicted model, not a curated record.